UGUGCUACCCCACACGACGAUGACCUCAAAUCCCUUACUUCCCCAGUACCCAUUCUGGCUCUUAUGACUUGACUUGUACGACUCUGCGACAAUGCUCAACACAUCGUAUCUUCGAACCACUGGCACAAACGAACUGAUAUAAGAGCAGGCUGUUAGAAGGAAACCUUCUCAUCGUCUCCAAGUCCGCUUGGUCUUGGACUCCUUUUCCAAUUAUUAUACACUACCCUCUUCAUACUCCAUAACAUCUACCACCUCAAACCUUCCCUUGGUAAUCAUUUUUUUGUCCCUGUUGUAUCUUGCACUCACGUAUCCGCAACGCAGCGCUACCACAAUGCCCAAAAGUCGACACAGUCAUUCCAAGGGCCACAAAACUUCUACAUCUAUUCCAGGAUUGCCUCACGUUGAAGCCAGAAUGAGACCUCCCUCCAGUCAUUCCGCUCGCCAUCAGACAAAUAUCCAGUACAACGUUACUAUCGUGAACCAUAUAUCCAGCUCCGAUCUCAGAUCUGGCCGUGGACAUGAGAUCGAAGGCCCACCAGAAAGACAUGCGGCGGCGUCCGUGGUCUCAGGGUCGACGGCAAGGCACCCAGCUCUCUUAGAACAUCACCCACCUUCACCAGUGCCUCCGGGAUCAACAGGUUACGUCCUACUUCCAUCGGGCCCCCAAGCACUAGCAAGUCUGCCUUCGCCAGGGUAUGUGAACUCACCGCCGCCACCUGCAUCGCUCGUGGACUCGCGUGCACCCUCUGUCAGAAGCGGUCCUCCUCGUAGCGUCUCAGGUAGUGCCUCUUACUAUCCCAGCCCUCACUCCCACAUUUCCUCGCUUCGAAGACAGGUCAGACCCGAAGACUCCGUCAGUCAGAUCUCUAGAGCUUCAACGGCAAGAGCGCCGGCACCGCCCAGCCACCAUUCAUCAACCAGCAGGGCGUCUGGACACCCUCACAGAAGCAGGAUGAGCACAGUAUCGAGGCACACGUUUGGACCUCCUCCCCCACCUCGUCAUUGAAGAGCUGGAAGAGGAGGAGGACGCGCAUCAUAAAUCCAAGAGCGAUGGAAAACAUCACUAGGGUCAUCAGAAGAAGGAACGUAAGUACGUUUUUGAGAGAAAGGAUCACUAAGGAACACCAAACAAAAAAAAAAUUACCGAGAAACCAUUGCCCUCUAUUAUUUUGAUACUUUAUAAGUCGGAAUGGGCAAUACCCCUUACCUUAGACACUGGCAAAUACUAUGUUCAACGGGUCCGCCAGUUACGAGCAGUUAGCUAAGUAGGAAGGGAAAUACAUAACUAGCUUCAGCCGUAAAUCUAAUAAGUCAGUCAGCCUAUCAGUUUAGAAGGCUGCUAACUACUCCC
This is a messenger RNA of Xylaria bambusicola, 1351 nucleotides long. RefSeq lists its product as uncharacterized. Bases 332 to 1006 code for a protein of 224 amino acids. The transcript has 2 exons. The record is from RefSeq and is a predicted model, not a curated record. NCBI's taxonomy places the organism in Eukaryota, Fungi, Ascomycota, Sordariomycetes, Xylariales, Xylariaceae.